Molecule: messenger RNA, 3714 nt
Organism: Loa loa (African eye worm)
Lineage: Eukaryota; Metazoa; Nematoda; Chromadorea; Rhabditida; Onchocercidae
Product: defective spermatogenesis protein 15
Exons: 30
Coding region: 1-3714 (1237 amino acids)
Biological process (GO): endocytosis; vesicle transport along actin filament; actin filament organization
Cellular component (GO): endocytic vesicle; cytoplasm; myosin complex
Molecular function (GO): ATP binding; actin filament binding; microfilament motor activity
Source: RefSeq, a predicted model, not a curated record
AUGGAUGGACAUCGGAGAACUUUCGAGCGAUUAGUUUGGGCGCCAGAUCCUGAGGAUGGUUUCAAACUCUGCAAACUUCGUGAUAUUGGCAGAGAAACAAUGUCUGUUGAACCGAUCGAUGGUGGAUCAGUAAUCUCAGCUCGAUACGAUGAAAUUUUUCCAGCUGAAGAAGAUCAAAAAAAGAAUGUCGAUGAUAACUGUUCGCUGAUGUAUUCAAACGAAGGUACUUUGCUGAAUAAUUGUCGAUUACGAUAUGCACAAAAACAAAUAUAUACAUAUGUUGGGAAUAUCCUGAUUUCCAUCAAUCCGUACGAGCAGAUAACUGAUUUAUACAGUAGUGCAACAAUUCAAAAAUAUCAAGGGCGAUCAAUUGGCACUUUACCACCGCACGUUUUCGCUAUCGCUGAUAGCGCUUACCGUAAUAUGAAACGAACCAAACAAAACCAGUCAAUCAUUAUUUCCGGGGAAUCUGGCGCAGGUAAAACGGAAUCACAGAAGUACAUUUUACGAUACCUUUGCGAAUCGUGGGGUUCAACUGCAAGCCCAAUUGAACAGCGUUUGCUAGAAACUAAUCCGAUACUGGAAGCUUUUGGUAACGCGAAAACACUGCGCAACAAUAACAGUAGUCGAUUUGGGAAAUUCGAUUCAAUUGGUGGUGGUUUUAUUUCACAUUAUUUGUUAGAAAAAUCACGAGUGUGUCAUCAACUGGAGAGUGAACGUAAUUAUCAUAUCUUUUAUCAGUUGAUAGCAGGUGCUGAUGAACAGAUGGCUGAACGUCUCCAGCUUAGACCUCCUAGUAGUUUCGAAUAUCUCAAACAUGGAUGUACUCAGUUCUUCAGUGGACCUACUACAACAAGCAAAAUAGGGAAGGACCGUCGAGGAAAACAGGAUGCAGAUUUACAUGAUGGGAUAUUGGAUGAUUAUGUUGACUUCCAAAGGUUGCUGAAAGGACUUUAUAGCAUUGACUUUGAUACGCAAGAGUUGAAUACUAUAUUUAAUGUUAUUGCUGCCAUAUUGCAUCUCGGUGAUGUACACUUCGUUGAGAAUGCCGAAGAUACGAAAGGCGGAUGUAUGGUUGAAUUCUCCAGCAAAGUACCACUUCACAAUGCAGCUUCAUUACUCGGUUUAGAUUAUUGUGAAUUGAAAAAUGGCCUCACAACACGAGUCAUGCAACUUUCCAAAGGAGGUAUCAGAGGUACCAUUAUCAGGAUACCUUUGAAAUCACAUGAAGCAUCAGCAGCUCGCGAUGCGCUUGCAAAAGCCAUUUACAGUAAAUUAUUUGAUGCCAUCGUCUCACGCAUCAACAAAUGUAUUCCAUUUAACGAUAGCACAUUCUAUAUAGGUGUCUUGGAUAUUGCGGGGUUUGAAUUCUUCACAUGGAAUUCAUUCGAGCAAUUCUGUAUUAAUUAUUGCAAUGAGAAACUUCAGAAUUUUUUCAAUGAUCGAAUUUUGAAACAGGAACAAGACUUAUAUGCAAAAGAGGGGUUGAAUGUCUCACGCAUCGAUUAUAACGAUAAUGAUGAUUGCAUUGAUUUGUUCGAGAGGAAAGUAAACGGUUUAUUUGAUCUGUUAGAUGAGGAAGCACGUCUACCAAAGCCUUCACCUCACCAUUUCACUAUGUGCGCUCAUCAGCAACUCAAAAAUCAUUUCCGUUUGACGACGCCACGAAAAUCAAAGUUGCGAGAACACAGAGAAAUGCGGGAUAAUGAAGGAUUGCUCAUCCGGCACUUUGCGGGUUCUGUUUGUUAUCAGACACUUUUGUUUCUGGAGAAAAAUAAUGAUGCUCUACACACAUCUUUGGAAUUGUUGCUAGAUAGCAGCAACGUCCCUUUCCUGCGAACUUUGUUCUCAACAAAUAACGACAAAUCACAGGAUGAAAAUCGCAAACCAUUCUCCAACAAAUUGGUACUUGCAUCGGUCAGUAACAAAUUUCGGACACAGCUUGUUGAACUACUCAAAAAACUCCAACUUACGAAUACAAAUUUUGUGAGAUGUAUAAAGCCGAAUUCGAAGAUGAAACCGGGUGAAUUCGAAGGUGCAAUGAUAUUGAGCCAACUGAAAUGCGCUGGCAUGACAAGUGUCCUGAAACUUAUACAAAAAGGAUAUCCUUCCAGAACAUCUUUUGCGGCAUUGUACAAAACAUAUGAAAAAAUGAUGCCAUCGAAACUUGCUCGACUUGACCCACGUCUUUUCUGUAAGUGUCUAUUUCAUGCACUCGGUCUCAAUGAAACAGAGUUUAAGUUCGGUCAUACGAAAGUGUUUUUCAGACCUGGAAAGUUUGCUGAAUUUGACCAGAUGCUUCGGCAAGAUCCGGUUCACAUGGAAGGUUUAAUCAAGAAGGUGCAGACCUGGCUGCCACAUAUGCACUGGAAGAAGGCCCAGUAUGGCGUCCUUUCGUGUAUCAAAUUGAGAAACAAAAUCCUGUGGCGUGCUGCACAAUUUACGAAAAUUCAGAGUGCACUGCGUGGAUAUAUCGCACGAAAAGUCCAUCGUCCAAGAUUAUAUCUGUAUCGUAGAACAAAUAUGUUAUGGGAGAGAGUUACGGAAUUGGAAAAAAUGUUGGAACAUUUGUCACCCGCCAACCAAUGCGAAUGGUCCUCAGUUAUCAGUGCGUUUAACACUGAGACUCAGCAACUACUCAAGAAUAUUAAGACAUCUGAUGGCAAGCUAUUGGGCGGUUUGAUAAACCACCAGGAACAAAUGUUAUCAAAUGUUGAUUUCACACUUUCUUCACUCAGGGAGCAAUUUGCAUGGGAUAAGCAGAGAAAGACCAAACAAAUGGAGGAGAAACAACGUUUAGAAAUGGAGAAAGAAGAGCAAAGAAAACUGGAAGGGCGAAAAUUGGAACAACAGCACGUCGAGAGAACGAGAUUUGAAGGAAAAAGGAAACAGGAAGAGAUGAAAAACUGGCGACAACAAGAAAUGUUGAGAGCACAAAAUGAAUGCGAAGAAAAGAUCAAGCACCAGCGAAAUAAAGAAAUGAAGCAAGAGGAACUGGAUGCGGAAAUUGCAAAGAGGCUAAUGACGGAAGGGUCCACUUUGGAAAUAAUUGAAAAUAAUGCCUCCAGAGAAGAGAAAAGUAUCGGUACUUCUAAAUAUGAUCUGACGAAGUACAAAUACGUGGAGCUUCGCGAUAUCAUCAAUACUUCAACUGAUACGGAUUUAUUGCGCGCUUGCAAAGAAGAAUUCCAUAGACGCUUACAAAUUUAUCAGCAGUGGAAAGAGCUAAAUGAGAGCAGUACUACUGAACGACAAAUAAAUCAUGUACCGAUAGCAGUACUUGCUUCAAGCAGUAAGGGUUUCUCUUCGCAUUUCUCGCAGAAUAAUGUCGCUAUCCAACGAUAUUUCAAGGUACCAUUUGCAAAGCCUGCUCGUGGACAUGUGAAUACACGCGAUAUAUCGGAAGUAGCAGCAGCUUCACAUGGUAUGUGGUAUGCCCACUUCGAUGGACAGUGGAUUGCUCGUCAGAUGGAAUUACAUCCUAACAAGAAACCUGUAUUGCUUCUCGCCGAUACAGCUGUCAGGUUACUCUACCUCACUAUCUAUCGACGAUUAUCAAUACGUAACAUAGGUUUGCUUCGUUUAGGUCGAGAUGAUAUGCAAAUGUGUGAGCUGUCUCUUGACGCAACGCAAUUGACAAGGAAAAAAGGUGCAGAGAUAACACCUGUUGAAUUUGAAACGCUGUGGCACCAGUGCACCAGUGGACCAAAGUAA